Molecule: messenger RNA, 5127 nt
Organism: Ixodes scapularis (black-legged tick)
Lineage: Eukaryota; Metazoa; Arthropoda; Arachnida; Ixodida; Ixodidae
Product: flocculation protein FLO11
Exons: 5
Coding region: 1-5127 (1708 amino acids)
Source: RefSeq, a predicted model, not a curated record
AUGCGUUCGCCACCAAAACGUUUUAGGGAAGCGUUCCGGAUGCUGUUGGCGGUUGUCCUGCUGGCUGAAAACGGCAUGAUGGCACCCAGAGAUAAAGGUGGCGGUGCUCAAGGCGACUUCCCCUUCAACUAUCUGGGCGGCGUCAUACGAGGGCCUAAUGGCAACGCAAACCAGGUUUACAACUUCGUCUUCGGUAACGCUUCGUCGCUGAAUCAACUCCUAAGGUUAUACGCAGGCUUGUCCAUACCGAUCUUCCAGGCAACGCCAUCGGCUUCAAGAAGCAGUGCCUCAAACCCCUCUCAAUCUUCGACAGUCGCAGCUACGACGGUGGCAUCUGUGUCCCCGAAUAGAACUGCCCCAAACACAAACUCUACGAAUCCUACCACAAGAAUGAGUCCGAAUGAAACCAACUCUGAUGAGACACCAACCUCUCUUCCUCCUACUCAAGUGCCGUCGUCUGGUUCUCCAUCAUCGAACCGCCUGAUAACGGAACCAACGACAACACGGCUACCAAGCACAGAAAGAUCCACGGUUGUACAUUCAGCGGAAACUGUGGAAUCAACAUUUUCGACCGCUCAAGUUAGUCUCUCAACGUUCAACGAGACGGGUCGGAAUGAAGGAACUUUAGGAACAGGGGUGAUAUCAAUGUCCUCUGUUUCGAUUCAAGUGCCGUCAUCCACCAGAUGGGUGACAACCGGUAUGGUAACAGAACCAACCGCAAGCGAGGUGCUGUCUACUGAAGGAGCAACUGCUGAGAUUACAACCGAAUCGGCAAACCAGAGUCACACAGACGUGAUGCCUUUAUCGCCGAUUGGCAACACAACGCCAAACGAUACAGGUAUAACCGGAUCGUCGACAACAUAUCAAUCAGGUACAGAAAGCACAGAGGUCACAUUUACAACGGAGGUAGAUAAGCAGAACGUCACGACUGGGACAUCAAUUCCUGAAAUGACCACGAUGACCGUGUCGGCAUCAAACAACGCGAGUGCCAGUGCGGAAACAACUACCAAUCUAGGCACUGUAAAUGCGACGACAUUGUUUGCUGUUUUAACUGAAGAAUCAACGUCUGGUUCUACAGUGUUGAACAACGUUGCAACUGAGUCGACGAGAAAUCAGGAUCCAGGAACUACUGAACCAAAUGUCACAACUACAACUGAAACUGAAAUCCGGAGCAUUUCGAGUUUGGAAAGUACGAGUAGUAUCGAUGCUGACACGGCAUCAUCUUUUCAUACCGAACCUGCGGCAACUAAUGGGGAAUCAACAAAUAUCAGCGAGAGAGAGACUACAAGAAAUCUGAGACAUACCUUCAGUACUGCCAUGGAAAACUCUUCGCUUGAACCCACUGAAGAAAUAACGGUGAUAUCAACAGCUGUGACCCCGAAAUACAACACGGAGAGCUUAGAAACCACUAAAAACACGGAAGACAAAUCUACGCCAACACCAUCUCGGCAAUUUUCAGAAUCAGAAUUCAGCACUGAGCCACCGGCAACUACGACCUUAAAGAGUGAACGAACACCUGAAUCAUCUAGUACAAUGACUGAAGCUCCUGACUUUUCCUCUGCUGAAAUAAAUACUCCUCUAUCUACCCCAGUAACGAGAGAUGAUAACGGCGCAACACCCGAAACUCUCAACCCUACCGGCGGUUAUAUUACCGAUCAUUCGUCGUCUAUUACAACAAGAAAUGAGGGAACCCAUGAAACACCUAGCACCAAAACAGGAAUAACUUCCUUUCUGCCUACAGAGGAUGCCACCACACCACCAACUGUAACAACAGAUGCAGAAAAUAGGAUGACACUAAUCACAAGUGACACUGACGAUUAUAUUACAUCCUCCAUUCCCCCUGUAAGAACUUAUGAUCCCAGCACAGAGCCCACUACUGAAACGUUAUCUGCGAUUAGUACAUUAAGUGAACAAACAACGAGAGAAGAAUCGACUACUACAGCAGAAAUCACCUCGUUUCAACCUACCAAGGAACGCACCUUUAUAUCAACUGUGGGAACUGAGGAAGAAAGUAGCACAAGCGUGGAAACUACAAUCACCACUGAACAAAGCAUGAAUCAAACGGCCACUGAGCAGCCUUCCAACACUCAACCCAGCACUGAAAGGGUGUCAACUAUUACUAUGUCCACAGAGCAAACAACAGGAAUAAAAUCAAGUACUCUAGUAGAAAGUAGCUCACCUCUUUUAACUGAAGAAAGCACAUUUAUGUCAACGGUGCUAACGAGAGACAGAAGUAGCGCAACCGUGGAAACUACCAGCAGUAUUGAGGAAACUAUGACACCUACAGUCACCGAAAAUCCUUCAAGGACUGAAUUCACUCCGAAAGAGUUGUCCACCCCUACAGCCAUGACUGAACAGACGACAGAAGUACAUCCUUGUACUAUGCCGGAAAGCAGCACCCUCGUAUCUACAGAGGUUAGCACAUUUCCGCCAACUCUAGUUACAGACGAAGAAAGUAGCUCAUCCAUUGGAACUACAAGUAAUACUGAAGAAAGCGUAGCAUCCACAAUCACCGAAAAAUCUUUAGAAACUGAAUCAAGUACUCAAGAGUUGUCAACCAUUUCAAUGAUGAUUAUCACGACAGAGCAAGGAUCGAGUACUGUAGUAGAAGGCACCUCAUUCGUGCCUACUGAAGAAAGCACAUUCGUGUCAACAGUGACAAUUGAAGAAGGAAGUAGUGCGACCAUAGAAAUUACAGGCAAUACUAGAGAAAUAGUGACACCCACCGUAACCGGGGAAUCUUUAAGUACUGAAUCUAGCACUGAACACCUGUCAACGAUAACUUUGAUAAAGGAUUCUUCAACAAAAGUGGAAGAAAGCACAUCGUUCCUACCAACUAAAGAGAGCACAUUUAUAACGACUGUUUUGACCAUGGAAACAUUAAGCAGUACUGAGGAAACCAUGACACCAUCGGUCACCGAGAAAUCUUUAGCUACCGAGACUAGUACUGGAGAGCCGUCAACAUUAACAUUGAUAUAUGAUCCUUCAACAGAAAUGGAGUCGACCCCUUUGUCAGAGAGCACAACGGUCUUUCUUACUGAAGAAAGCACAUUUAUAUCAGCUGCAGUGACCAUGGAAACAACAGGUGGUACUGAGGAAACUAUAACACCUCCAGUAACCGAGGAAUCUUUAGGCACUGAGACUAGUACUGGAGAGCUGUCAACGAUUACGCCUAUCAUCCAACCAACCACCGAAAUGGAAUCAACACCUCCCUCAGAAAGCACGGUUUUCUACCCCACUGAAGAGAGCUCCUUUGUGCCAACUAUAGUAACAGGCGAGGAAAGCAGCGCAACAAUUGAAACCACAGGUAACACCGAGGAGACCAUGACACCUUUGGCCACCGAGGAAUCUUUAGGCACUGAGACAAGCACUGCAGAGCUGUCAACAAUUACGGCUAUAACCGAACCAACUAGCGAAUUGGGAUCAACACCUUUAUCAGAAGGCACUUCGUUCUUUUAUACUGAAGAAAGCACUUUCAUGUCAACUGCAGUGACGGAAGAAGAAAGUAGCGCAACCAUUGAAACCACAGGAAAUACUGAGGAGACCAUGACGCCUUCGGCCACCGAGGAAUCUUUAGGGACUGAGUCAAGUACUGAAGAGCUGUCAACAAUUACGAUGAUAACUGAACCCACAACCGAAGUGGAAUCAACGCCUUCGUCAGAAGGUACAUCGUUAUUUUAUACCGAAGAAAGCACUUUCAUGACAACUGCAGUGACGGAAGAAGAGAGCAGCGCAACCAUUGAAAUCACUGGUAAUACUGAGGAGACCAUGACACCUUCGGUGACUGAGGAAUCUUUAGGGACUGAGUCAAGUACUGAAGAGCUGUCAACAAUUACGAUGAUAACUGAACCCACAACCGAAGUGGAAUCAACGCCUUUGUCAGAAGGUACAUCGCAAAUUUAUACCGAAGAAAGCACUUUCAUGUCGACUGGAAUGACGGAAGAAGAGAGUAGCGCAACCAUUGAAAUCACUGGUAAUACUCAGGAGACCAUGACACCUUCGGUCACCGAGGAAUCUUUAGGGACUGAGUCAAGUACUGAAGAGCUGUCAACAAUUACGAUGAUAACUGAACCCACAACCGAAAUGGAAUCAACGCCUUUGUCAGAAGGUACAUCGUUAUCUUAUACCGAAGAAAGCACUUUCAUGUCAACUGCAGUGACGGAAGAAGAGAGCAGCGCAACCAUUGAAAUCACUGGUAAUACUGAGGAGACUAUGACACCUUCGGCCACCGAGGAAUCUUUAGGCACUGAGUCAAGUACUGAAGAGCUGUCAACAAUUACGAUGAUAACUAGACCCACAACCGAAGUGGAAUCAACGCCUUUGUCAGAAGGUACAUCGUUAUUUUAUACCGAAGAAAGCACUUUCAUGUCAACCGCAGUGACGGAAGAAGAGAGCAGCGCAACCAUAGAAACCACAGAAUCUACAAUCACACCAAUAUCUACCAACACGGAACAGGCGUCAAGUACAAGUGUUACGUAUAUAACUAAGACGACGAUCCAAGAGAAGACAACGGUAGCGCCCGAAAACAUCUCUACUACAGUGACGUCAUCAAGUUCUCCAACUGAGGUGACUACCCAAUUCAGUGGUCAAAGUACGACCUCUAGCCGGGGCUUGGAAACCACUGAAGCGUUCCCAACCACCGCUCAACAAUCAACCGUAUCACCCACAACACAAACAUCCAUUCACGAGACAACUGAACAACCGUCGAACACGAGCACAGAAUCCACGACAGUUGGAACGAUCAGAACCACAUCCACAAAUACCAAACUUAACACUGAAAGUACAACACAGAUGACAACCAAAGGAGAAGUGCUGACAACUACGGCAAACCAGACAACCGAACGUUUCACAGACGAGGGGAUUAGUGGUGGCCCCGUUAGACCUGGGAGUGGGCUCUACACGGACGAAGGAAUCAGUGGAGGCCUUUUAAGCUUCGGUCAGGAUCAGUCUUCCGGUGCAUCAUUGGGCACUCUUCCCACUUUCACGAACGAUGGAAUUCAAGGAGGUGUUAUUGGAGCUCCUCGAGGUGGCCUGGUUAAUCCAAUAACACGUGAAGAUAAUGAUUUGCCAUCCAGAGACGAAGGUGUUCGAGGUGGCCUGAUAGAUCCAGGUGUUCUGUAUGGAUAG